GCUCGCGAGGGGCAGGCGCGCUCCCUCCCCGACGGGUCUGCGUCCUCCCCCUGCCCGCGCGCGCAGCACCCCAUCCUCCACUUCCCUUCCGUUCCCUCCCUGCCGCGGCGGAAUUGAGUCCAAGGCAGGAUCAGGUUCCCCGCCUUCCAGUCCGAAAAUCCCGCCAAGGGAGCCGCCGCGCAGAGGAAACUCCGGAGUGAAGCCAGGGGAAGAAAGAGACCAGCGAGUCAGUCACCCGCCGGGAGGGAGGGAGCGAGCUGCAGCCCGCGCCGCCAGACCCUGCGACUCGGGUACCUGGAUCCCGAACGGCCGCAAAACCUCGCUCCUUUCAACAAAGGCAGCCUGAGCGCAGACGGCACGUUUGCAACUCAAAAAUGCAGCCCCAACAGUACCUGCAGCAGCGUCGGAAAUUUGCAGUUGCCUUCUUGGCAUUCAUUUUCAUUUUGGCAGCUGUGGGCACCGCCGAAGCAGGGAAGAAAGAGAAACCAGAAAAGAAAGCGAAGAAGUCGGACUGUGGCGAGUGGCAGUGGAGCGUGUGCGUGCCCACCAGCGGGGACUGCGGGCUGGGCACCCGGGAGGGCACCCGCACCGGCGCCGAGUGCAAACAGACCAUGAAGACCCAGCGAUGUAAGAUCCCCUGCAACUGGAAAAAGCAGUUCGGAGCGGAGUGCAAAUACCAGUUCCAGGCUUGGGGAGAGUGCGACCUGAACACGGCCCUGAAGACCAGAACCGGGAGUCUGAAGCGAGCCCUGCACAACGCGGACUGCCAGAAGACGGUCACCAUCUCCAAGCCCUGUGGCAAAGUGACCAAGCCCAAGCCUCAAGCUGAAUCUAAGAAGAAGAAAAAGGAAGGCAAGAAACAGGAGAAGAUGCUGGACUGAGAGAAGCCACCUGCGUGGGGCGGGAAAAGGACAUCAGCAGACAGGAGCAGUUAACUCUUGCAUUUAUAUCUACCGUAGGCUUUUUAUUCAAAAACUAUCUAUAGCUUAAGUAUACAAUAGGCAGAAACAAAAAAAAAGAACAUUUUUGUAGUAGCAUUUUUAAAAUGUAUACCAUAGUACCACUAGGGGCUUAUAAUAAAGGACUAUAAUCCUAUUUAGAAAGUUGACUUAUAGUACAUGAUAAAUGAUAGAAAAUUGAGGUAAGUUUUUUUUUGAAAUUAUGUGAUAUUUUCCAUUUAAAAUCUUUUUUUUUUUUUACAUUUUUCCUUUGGCAGCAAUUUAAAUGUUAUGACCAUGUAAACCACUUCUUUUAUUAGGUCAUUUUUCAUCUAGACUUUUCCUCCCAACUGAGAAAAAUAUAUACUAAACAAGGCAGCAAUAAAAUAUAAUCAUCCUAUUUGAGGAAAAUACCUUGUUUUCUGCCAGUGAUUUUAAAACAGCUUUAGUCAGCAAAAUGGGGUGGGGGCGCAGAGCAUGAACUAGUUCACUGUGGACUUUUUUAAAGAAAAGCAUUAAAACACGAGAUUCUUUCACUUUGGCAGAAACAUUUGUUUUCUUGAUGAAGCUAUUUUUCCAUCUGCGGAAAAAAAAGAGACUAGGAAAAUAAAUCAAGGUAAUGAUGAAAAAAAA
Messenger RNA from Phyllostomus discolor (pale spear-nosed bat), 1571 nucleotides. It is a transcript of the gene PTN, whose product is annotated as pleiotrophin. The transcript has 5 exons. The coding region runs from base 375 to 881 and encodes 168 amino acids. Lineage: Eukaryota; Metazoa; Chordata; Mammalia; Chiroptera; Phyllostomidae. Gene Ontology annotation, molecular function: growth factor activity. The record is from RefSeq and is a predicted model, not a curated record.